Molecule: messenger RNA, 938 nt
Organism: Eucalyptus grandis
Lineage: Eukaryota; Viridiplantae; Streptophyta; Magnoliopsida; Myrtales; Myrtaceae
Product: putative HVA22-like protein g
Exons: 5
Coding region: 80-805 (241 amino acids)
Source: RefSeq, a predicted model, not a curated record
CAUCUUUUUCUGUAAAAUCGCUUCUUUAUGUCACCACCUUCCCACCUCCUUUUGGUAAUGUAAAAGAAGAGAGUAGAAAAUGUUUUUUCUUUGGAAUUUGAUUGGCUUUCUCGUGUUGGGUUUUCAUCGAUAUGGCAGAUUGGUUUUCGGGUAUGCGUACCCAGCAUUCCAGUGUUACAAAGUGGUGGAGAAGAACAGGGUGCAGAUUGAGGAACUCAGGCAUUGGUGUCAAUACUGGAUCAUCCUGGCGAUGUUCACGGUCCUGGAAAGGAUUGCCGAUGUGUUGAUCUCAUGGCUUCCGAUGUAUUGGGAGCUGAAGCUCGGUUUCAUCAUCUACUUGUGGCAUCCAAAAACCAAGGGAACUGGGUACGUUUACGACGCGCUGCUGCAUCCGUUCAUGGCGAGGCACGAGAGGGAAAUUGACAUGAAGCUGGUCGAGUGGGAGGCGAGGGCGUGGGACUUUGCGUCUUUCUACUGGCAAUACACCUCGGAAUUCGCGCAGGUCGCCUUCUCUCGAGCCAUGCAGUACCUGGCCUCACAGUCUAAGAAUUUUAAUUUCAAGGAGGGAAGGAGCCACGGCUCGAUCAACCGUUCGGUGUCGGGGACGACUAAAUCCGAGUCGGGGGAGACGAACCCCGGCUCCAACACGGAGUACGUCUACGUUGAGGACCAGGCCGAGCAACAGGAAGUGCUGGAUCACGGAGGCGCAUCUCUGGAGGAGGACGACAAGCCCCACGCGUCCACCGGCCACCGGCUGAGGCGCUCCCAUCACAACCAACGCGCCGCCGGUCACCACAGCGAUUGAUUAAAAUUUGACAAAAUAUUAAAUCUCUCUCUCUCUCUCUCUCUCUCUCUUUCUCUCUGUUGUGUAUAGCACAAAGUCCAGAUACCUUUAUUUUUUCCGAAAUUGAAUAAAUACGGAGUCUCUUUCCUCCUAA